Messenger RNA from Pelodiscus sinensis (Chinese soft-shelled turtle), 547 nucleotides. NCBI's taxonomy places the organism in Eukaryota, Metazoa, Chordata, Testudines, Trionychidae. The record is from RefSeq and is a predicted model, not a curated record.
GCAUCAUGGCCCAGAGCAAGAGACACGCAUAUAGCCGGGUGUCAAGCACCGGAGCCAGGAUGAGUGUGGAAGCCAGCGGCAAGCCCUUGAAAGUGGGCUCCCGAGUGGAAGUCAUCGGGAAGGGACACCGUGGGACCGUGGCCUACGUCGGUGCCACUCUGUUCGCCACAGGAAAGUGGGUCGGAGUCAUCCUGGAUGAAGCAAAGGGCAAGAACGAUGGAAGUGUGCAAGGCAGGAAGUACUUCACCUGCGAGGAGAACCACGGCAUCUUUGUGCGACAGUCCCAGGUACAGCCCCUGGCCAGCUUGGCCUGCUCUGUGCUCGCCAGCCUGCCGGGGGUGGGGAGGGCGUUACGACCGGCCCGCAGGUGAGUAUGAGCGAGGGGACCUCCGCAGGAGGCUGGCUGUGGCAAGGCACAUGGAGAAUGGCAGUCGUGUAGUAGAGGAAACGAGGGAGUCGGGGGGGAUUUGUUCCACAUCUUAGAUGACUGUCCGCACGUCCAAGGAGUAGGGGGAGUAAACAGGAAGAGCUAGAAGUACUGGGACCC